Molecule: messenger RNA, 1693 nt
Organism: Microcebus murinus (gray mouse lemur)
Lineage: Eukaryota; Metazoa; Chordata; Mammalia; Primates; Cheirogaleidae
Gene: KRT39
Product: keratin 39
Biological process (GO): intermediate filament organization; epithelial cell differentiation
Cellular component (GO): cytoskeleton
Molecular function (GO): structural molecule activity
Source: RefSeq, a predicted model, not a curated record
CACAGACUUUGAAACGAACUAAAGCCAGACACGCACAAUGGACACCAAGGGCUGUACGACAACUAUUGCUUCUUCAACCCCAUGCCAAAACUGCUCCAGGAUUACAAAUUUUAGGACCAUCUCUUCUAACAACAGCUGCCAUCGCGGUGGUCUUGAAGCCAACAGCUGCCAACCACCUGGCCACGUUCUGAGAAUGCCCCAGGACCAGGGCUGCCAACCCACUCCUUGCUUUUGUCGCAUGCCCACCUACAUAAUAAGAAACCUCAACGCCUGUCUCUCUCCGGACGACUGCGGCUGGUAUGGCGAAGGCAUCAACAGUCAUGAGAAGGAGACCAUGCAAAUCUUGAAUGAACGCCUCGCAAACUACCUGGAAAAGGUGCGAAUGCUGGAAAAAGAGAACACCGAACUAGAGUGCAAAAUCCAGGAAGAGUGUACCAAAGAGCUGCCGGUCCUCUGCCCUGAUUACCAGUCCUACUACAGAGCCAUUGAGGAGCUCCAGCAGAAGAUCUUGUGUACCAAGGCUGAGAAUUCCAGAAUGGUCUCACAAAUUGACAACACCAAACUGGCUGCAGAUGACUUGAGAGCCAAGUAUGAAGCUGAGGUGUCCCUACGCCAGCUGGUGGAGGCAGAUGCCAACAGCCUGAAGCAGAUCCUGAAUGCACUGACCCUGGGCAAGGCUGACCUGGAGGCGCAAGUGGAGUCUCUGAAGGAGGAGCUGCUUUGCCUCAAGAACAGCCACAGAGAGGAAAUCGAUUCCUUACAGAGCCAGCUUGGGGACAGGCUUCACAUCGAAGUGACGGCUGCCUCUUCUGUUGACCUAAACCAGGUUCUACAAGAAACAAGAUGUCAAUAUGAGUCCAUCAUGGAGACAAACCGUAAAGAUGUGGAACAAUGGUUCAACACGCAGAUGGAGGAGCUGAAUCAGCAGGUGGUGACCAGCUCUGAGCAGCAGCAAUGCUGCCAGAAGGAGAUUGUAGAACUGAGACGCACCGUGAAUGCUCUGGAGGUUGAACUGCAGGCCCAGCACCGAAUGAGAGAUUCCCAGGAAUGCUUCCUGACGGAGAUCGAAGCCCACUACACUGCCCUGCUGACCCAGAUCCAGUGUCUGAUCGACAACCUGGAGGCUCAGCUGGCAGAGAUCCGGUGUGCCCUGGAAAGGCAGAACCAAGAAUACGAGAGUCUGCUGGACAUCAAGUCCCGGCUGGAGUGUGAGAUUGCCACGUACCGCAGCCUCCUGGAGGGCUUGGACUGCAAGCUUCCCUGUAACGCGUGUGCCACCAAAUGUGAGCUUUCCACUUGCACACCCUGUAAGGCCAGGGCCACGGAAUGCACGGCUCCAGUUUGCACAGCCUCAGCCCCCCGUGGUGCACGCAAGCCCUGCAGUGCCUAUGAUCCCCUGUCCCGGAUACUGGUUAAAAUACUCACCAUCACCAAGGAGAUUAAGGAUGGGAAGGUCAUUUCUUCUCAUGAACACGUGCAGCCUUGCUACAUCACCAGACCUGCCAAAGUCUAACACCCCAAGGUGAUGAAAAUGACCCACACUCAUGAAAGAGAGGCCAAUACAUGCUCCUGCCAGAGAGGUUUAAGAACUCCCCAGUCCCUUAAGGUACUUAGUUUCUUACUACUACAGUGGGUCCCCAUGGCCAAGUAGAAUGGCUUUGAUUCUGCUCCUUCCCUAACUGGCUGCUGCCAA